CAUUCUCAAAACCCAUCCGUCGACGACGGAGUAGAAAUUGCAGAAUGUUACAGGCUUCCAUUUAUCCGAUCCAACCGCCGGCUCCGAUUUCACGUACCAAGUCUACGAUACUCCCAAUACCUUCAUCAUUUUCCUGGCCCAUCCGCCGGCCGUCGACUUCGUUUCGCCUUCGAUCACCCCCGAUAACUAGAAGCUCUAACUCUCAAGCAUUUGAUCUCAACGCCACAAAAAGGAUGGAUGGGUUCCUAGAUGUUGAGCUCAAAGUUCGUGAUUAUGAACUGGACCAAUUUGGCGUUGUGAACAAUGCUGUUUAUGCAAGUUAUUGUCAACAUGGUCGUCAUGAGCUGCUGGAAAGUAUAGGCCUUAGCCCUGAUGCAGUUGCUCGCACAGGGGAUGCAUUAGCUCUAUCAGAGUUAUCUUUGAAGUUCCUUGCACCACUUAGAAGUGGAGACAGAUUCGUCGUUAAAGUGAGGAUCUCGAGCAUGUCAGCUGCUCGCUUCUACAUUGAUCACUUCAUUUUCAAGCUUCCAGAUAUGGAGCCAAUCCUGGAGGCAAAGGGUACGGCAGUUUGGCUUAACAAAAAUUACCGUCCAGUGCGUAUCCCUCAAGAAUUUCUGUCAAAAUUUGCUGAGUUUGCUCGGAAUCAUGAGUCGAAGUGAUCAGCUUUGGGAUGGCAAAAGUGGUACUUGCCUUUGGCCCUGUAUUAGAAAGAAGGCGAUGGAGCAAAUAUCUGAUUCACAUACAUAUCCAAAUGCAUAGCGAUGAAUUCUUGCUUUCUCAUAUACUCAAGACCACAGGUACUAAAAUAGUGUGGUACAUAUAUAUAUAAUUUAGAUAGGUUUUUCAGCAGAUUAUGAUUUGAUGACAAUUUGAUACCUUAUUCUCAUAGUAAGSUUAUUAAGAUCUCGCUUGGUAACGUUUCCAUUC
Molecule: messenger RNA, 927 nt
Organism: Momordica charantia (bitter melon)
Lineage: Eukaryota; Viridiplantae; Streptophyta; Magnoliopsida; Cucurbitales; Cucurbitaceae
Product: acyl-acyl carrier protein thioesterase TE3, chloroplastic
Cellular component (GO): chloroplast
Molecular function (GO): fatty acyl-[ACP] hydrolase activity
Source: RefSeq, a predicted model, not a curated record